AUUUCAAAAUUAUGUGUAGAAACUUUAGCUUUUUUAAAAUAGUAUUUAUUCUUGAAAACCGCACAAAUGAUACAGGAAGGCACAUUUCUAUAACAUUCAGAAAAAUAUAGGAGAUAAAAGGAAAACGGGAAGAAAACGGACAACUGGAAUAAAUAUUAAUACAUACCAGAUUAGGGCUUAAUAAAUCACUUAAAGUAAUUGGUAAAGUGCGACAAAACUAUAUGAUGAUUGCAAUCUACCCGAAACGCCACAGUAUGUGUUUAUCGAAUGGACUGCAAAUGAAUCAGAAAGGAGACAGUUCACAGAACCAAUUUAGAUAAUGAAAAAAUAUUUUUAGAAGCGAUGUAAGUAAAAUUAAAGGUCAAAUUAUGUUAUUUUUGAAAAAUAUAAAUCUAAUAUGGAGAAUUUAUAUUACUACUAUUAAUUUACUUUUUCGUCAUUAGUAAUUUAUUUGAGUUAUUUUAUUCAUUCCCCUGUUAAUUUCUUGUCCCCUCUCCAGUCCACUUGGGGGCGGUAAUGCUUUCUAUAGUUCUUUGCCAACCACCAUUCAAACAAAGACGUAAUUGUGGGCUUUAAUGCACCUGCCGGAGGAUCAGGCCGCAGGCUGUUUGGUCUAAUGUCAUGGUUUGAGAUUGAUGCGAUUCUUUUCAGCGCGGCAGACACGAAACCACCGGACUUUGAACUCAGCGCCGUUUUGUUUGGCUGCUGGACUCCAUAAAACAUCUGAGAUACAAAUAUGGCGUCAGGAAUCAGCAGCAGAUCGACAUUGAGAGGAAUCUCUACAAUGAAGUGAGGACCUGCUGGACUCAUUAAGAGUAAAGCGCUUUGUGGACCUUACCAGAGGGGCCGCUUUUCAUUGGCUGAUGCCCAUUCUACGUGGUCACGUGUAUGAACUGGAACGGAAACUCUGCCCCCUGCUGGCAGCAGCACCUGAGAUACAUCUGGAUCCCAGAGUCCAGAGGACGCACACCAGAUGUGUGGCGCCAUAUUUUACUGACAAGUCGACAUGUAAAAAUGAACGUUUGCAUAAAUAUACAUAAACUAAGGAAGCAUCAAACCCCAGGAUUUAUGAUUUUAAUAUUUUAUCGUUUAAACGAUGAAACUGAACCCGUUUAUCCUCAGAUAAUCCUCAGACAAUAAGCCAACAGAAAAUACAGAAAAUAGAAAUAAAGGAUGUGAAACCUCAGUCCAACGUCAACAAUCAUGUUGCUCAGUUUGAGUCUCAUAAAGAUGAAACUCCUGGUCUGAAUGAAUCUAUUUAUUGUCCCUAAAGAGAAACCAGGGCUGAUCAGACAGUUUGAUUAUUGAUCAGGUGUGGAGACAAUCACAGGUCCAUCAGUAGCUGCAUCCAGGUGAGCCGCUACCUGAGGAGAACAUGGAGCCAUUGAUCAGAGAUCAGAUUGAUCUGCUGAUUUAUUACUUACCGUUGCCGUGGUUACGGCUUCAGACCUCCUGCUAUUUCUACUCAUUUCCAUUAAGAUGUAUUUGUGGAGGCGGCAGGCGGAGCGGCAGCUGCUCUGUUUCUAAAUUGUGAUGAAUGAAUGAAAGUUGAGCCGCUCUAAGCCAACGGCUUCAUAUCGGACUUUUCUUGUGCGCCGCAUUUUUCUAAAUUUAUCUGUACGCCAAGUUUUAGAGUGAAACUGCGCAGUGUUUCAUACAUGACUCCUCAGAUAUUUUGCCUGUUUGGUUCAAUUGUUUCUACUUUUUCUUUCAGUUUUAGUUUUUUCUGAGUUCCUCAGUUUUAUGGAUCAUAAUAUUGCAGAGAUUAGUUACAUUUAAAAUGGUUUUAUUUGAAAAAAUAACUUCUUGUCCCAGAAACAUUUUAGUUUCCUAACUGAUAUUGUAGAUCUAAUUUGGUUUGUUCACAAAUAGAGCUGAAACUAGAAAAAGCUUCUGAAUGUAGUUUUGAACUUUUUGUUUCAGUUUCAGACCUUUUAUUUAUUUAUUUUUUUCAGUUCAAAAUUAUUUUUCAUUUCUAAAAAAAAUUUAAACCAGCUCAAUAUCUACAAAUUAGCUCCAUAAAUAAACUAACUAUAAAACUAAAAAUUAACUACUUUUCAGAGUCAAGUCUUCUUCCUUACUUUGUCUUUUCAGUUUCAACAUUUUUAAUAACCUUUUUGGCCUCAAUUUAGCUCCAUAUAAUAGGUUAACUCUUCUGUAUUCUCAUAUUAUUGGCACAUAUUUUGUAAAAGAACGUUGGUUUUUAAUGAACUUUUGCUAGAAAUGUUUGUUCCUACACAAAGUAUUUUCAUAUAUAAUUAAGUUAAAUAUCUCUAUUUAAAGUAUCUGGGAUGGAAGUUUUUCCUUCACCUCCAGGAGUUAGCCUGAUCCCACUGCAGCGUUGCUCUGAGUUUAAACUGAUCCGGGUUUGGACCGAUGAAGCAGGGAAACAACUCAAAGAACAAAAACAUGAUUAUGAACUUUUUACAGAUGAUAAAGUGACUUUUUAUGUUCGGGAGUUUUAUUACUAGUUUAUAAAUGCUCAAAGAGGAAAAGCAUUUAUUACAAUUUUAAAUUUAAAGAAUGUCUGAAUUACUGUUGCUUGUAAUGCCUUAUUUUCACCAAAAGAUGGCGACAAAAAGCAGCACUCGUGUAAUAAAACCACAGAGUACAAAGAUUGUCUAUAAAAAUGAUGUCCGUCAGUUUCUACAGUGUUAUCGUGAAAAGAUGAAUUACUUUAAACAUAUUAAAGGGCAUUUAAAUUGUUUCUUUAUAAAACACAUGUAAAGAAAUUGUAUUAGAAAUAAUUAAACAGCUCAGAUGUAGCAAAAAUUAACAAAAGUUCAAGUAAUGAAAAUUAUUGUAUAAAAAUAACCCUCUCCUUAUGAUUCUAUUCUACUUUGAAGUUUAAUUUGCUUUUAGCCAGUUAAGUAUUAUUGACCUGAAUAUAUAAAGGACUAAAUAAGGACAUAACUUGAAAAUUAAUAAUGGCUAUAAAUAAACUCUGUACAACGUAUAAGAACUAUGCAAAACUUUAUCAUUCUUCUUUAAAUACAUUUCUAUUCUCUCUGCUCACGUCCUCUCAGAAAUCACCUCAGAGUGAGCCCUCUCCCCAGUGUCUGGUCCUGGGUUUUUUGCUCGGAGUGAGCCCUCCCCGCUCUGUAACAGAUCGUCUCCUCUCAGAUCCGCUCCGACCCGCUGCCGCUCGGACCGUCGCCGUAGUUUGGCGGAGAAUAGCGGCUCCAUCCUCGGCCUGGAGCUGCGUGAUCCGACCGGAGGACCGACACCUUUGGACUCGCAGAUGCAGGCGCUCUGAGUGUGGACCGGUCCGGUUCCAACCCAAACCCGGUGUUUCCCUGACCAGCUGAGCGUCAUCUCCCUGGAAACAGAGAUGCUCCACGGCGACAGGAAGCAGCAGGCCAGCAGACAGGAAGUGGAGGGCCAGACCACCGUCGGCUGACGGAGCAUCUCCACCUGGCAGAUCUCUCUCUCUCUGACAACACAAGAUGUCCGCCGAUAACAGCCCGCCACCCUCAUGCCCCGCCCAGAACCAGGCUCCGCCCACGCCGUCGCCCAGCCCGCCCGCCGCCGUCUGCGGCCGACUGUCCGACGGCAGCCAGACGGGCCCCAGCCCCACCAACUCCAGGGGCUCCCUGCAGGGGGUCUCCUUCCUGCUGCAGAUCGGACUCACCAGGGAGACCGUGACCCUUGACCCCGGAGAUAUGUCAUUGCUGGCGGUCCGAGAGCUUGUCUGCUCCAUCGUGGAUCAAAAGUUCCCAGAAUGUGGAUUUUUCGGGAUAUACGAUAAAAUCCUGCUGUUCCGCCACGAUCCGACGUCCAGCAACAUCCUGCAGCGCCUGGCGACCGCCGACGAGAUCCAGGAGGGCGACCUGGUGGAGGCCGUGGUGUCAGCGCUCGCCACGCAGGGAGACUUCCAGAUUCGGCCGCACGCGCUCUACGUUCACUCCUACAAGGCGCCGGCGUUCUGCGACGACUGCGGCGAGAUGCUGUGGGGCCUGGUGAGGCAGGGCCUCAAAUGUGAAGGAUGCGGCCUGAACUACCACAAGCGCUGCGCCUUUAAGAUCCCCAACAACUGCAGCGGCAGGAAGAGACGGCUGUCCAACAUCUCUCUGCCGGGUCCAAACCUGUCUGUGGCCCGACCGCCUUCCACCGAGCUGCCCCCGACACCGCUGGAGGAGCGCCCCCUGCUGGGAGCCGGGAAGCGUAACUCCUUGCUGAGCGGCCGUCCCAUCUGGAUGGAGAAGAUGGUGCUGGGUCGGGUUAAAGUCCCCCACACUUUCUCCAUCCACACUUACACCCGGCCCACCAUCUGCCAGUUCUGCAAGCGGCUGCUGAAGGGGCUCUUCAGACAGGGUUUGCAAUGCAAAGAUUGUAAGUUCAACUGCCACAAGCGAUGCGCUGCCAAAGUUCCUCGGGACUGUCUGGGGGAGGUGGACUUCAACGGAGAGCCACUCAGCCCCAGUCUGGACCCCGAGGCCUCCAUGGAGGUGGAGGCCUGCGACGGAGGUCAGAGUUUGGACGAGCAGGACGAGCCGUCCACGCUCGAGGACAAACUCUUCUUCAUGGACGGUUCCCUGGGAGACGCAGAGAAAGACGAGGAGACGGCAAGAGCCAUCAGCCCGUCGACCAGCAGCAACAUCCCUCUGAUGAGAGUGGUGCAGUCGGUGAAACACACCAAGAGGAGGAGCUCUGCCGUUGUCAAGGAGGGCUGGAUGGUCCACUACAGCAGCCGGGACAACCUGAGGAAGAGGCACUACUGGAGGCUGGACACCAAGAGCCUGACUCUGUUCCAGAACGACAGUGGGGCCAAGUUCUACAAGGAAAUCCCUCUGUCCGAGAUCCUGCGGGUGGAGGCGGCCCAGGACUUCGGCCAUCUUGCCCAGGGCGGCACCCCGCACUGCUUCGAGGUCAUCACCGCCUCCACGGUCUACUACGUCGGGGAGGACGCGGGCGGGCCGCCCCACGGUCCGGCGCCGGCCGCGUCCGGAGUGGGCCGGGUUGUGGGGCGCAGCUGGCAGAAGGCCAUCACACAGGCGCUGAUGCCCGUCACCCCCAAGGCGAGCGGCGGCGCCGGGCCGAGCAAGGACCACAAGGAACUCUCCAUCAGCAUAUCCGUGUCCAACUCCCAGAUACAGGAGAACGUGGACAUUAGCUCGGUGUACCAGAUCUUUGCCGACGAGGUUCUUGGCUCAGGACAGUUUGGGAUCGUUUACGGAGGGAAACACAGGAAGACGGGCCGAGACGUGGCGAUCAAGAUCAUCGAUAAGAUGCGGUUCCCCACCAAGCAGGAGAGCCAGCUGAGGAACGAGGUGGCCAUCCUGCAGAACCUCCACCACCCUGGCAUCGUCAACCUGGACUGCAUGUUUGAGACACCUGAGCAGGUGUUUGUUGUCAUGGAGAAGCUCCAUGGAGACAUGCUGGAGAUGAUCUUAUCCAGCGACAAGAGCCGGCUGCCAGAACGCCUCACCAAGUUCCUGGUGACGCAGAUCCUGGUGGCUCUCAGGCAUCUCCACUUCAAGAACAUCGUCCACUGUGACCUGAAGCCCGAGAACGUUCUGCUGGCCUCGGCCGAGCCGUGUCCUCAGGUGAAGCUCUGCGACUUCGGCUUCGCCCGGAUCAUCGGGGAGAAGUCGUUCCGGCGCUCGGUGGUCGGCACGCCGGCCUACCUGGCGCCGGAGGUUCUGCGCAGUAAAGGCUACAACCGGUCGCUGGACAUGUGGUCGGUGGGCGUGAUCGUCUACGUCAGCCUGAGCGGGACGUUCCCCUUCAACGAGGACGAGGACAUCAACGACCAGAUCCAGAACGCCGCCUUCAUGUACCCGCCCAACCCAUGGAAGGAGAUCUCAGAUGAAGACUCAUGUUGUACCUAGGGUAGGUAGAGCGCCACCUGGAGGC
Molecule: messenger RNA, 5856 nt
Organism: Gambusia affinis (western mosquitofish)
Lineage: Eukaryota; Metazoa; Chordata; Actinopteri; Cyprinodontiformes; Poeciliidae
Product: serine/threonine-protein kinase D3-like
Exons: 21
Coding region: 3447-5831 (794 amino acids)
Biological process (GO): protein phosphorylation
Molecular function (GO): protein serine/threonine kinase activity; ATP binding
Source: RefSeq, a predicted model, not a curated record